Molecule: messenger RNA, 522 nt
Organism: Indicator indicator
Lineage: Eukaryota; Metazoa; Chordata; Aves; Piciformes; Indicatoridae
Gene: CSDC2
Product: cold shock domain containing C2
Exons: 3
Coding region: 61-522 (153 amino acids)
Biological process (GO): regulation of mRNA stability
Cellular component (GO): cytoplasm
Molecular function (GO): mRNA 3'-UTR binding
Source: RefSeq, a predicted model, not a curated record
GCCCUUUCUCCUGCCGCCUGCCCGCCCGUUCCCAAAACGGAGGAGCCCACGGAUCCCACCAUGGCGUCGGACCCCAGCGCUCCGCCGGCAGUGCCCCCUCUGCACUCCCCCAAGUCUCCGGUGUGGCCUACCUUCCCCUUCCAGCGGGAGGGCAGCCGCAUCUGGGAGCGAGGCAACCUCCUGCUGCGGGACCUGCCCAGCCCCCUCCCCACCAAAAGGACCAGGACCUACUCUGCGACAGCACGUGCCUCUGCUGGCCCCAUCUUCAAGGGCGUCUGCAAGCAGUUCUCCCGCUCCCAGGGCCAUGGGUUCAUCACUCCUGAGAAUGGCACAGAGGACAUUUUUGUGCACGUGUCUGACAUCGAGGGGGAGUACGUCCCAGUGGAAGGGGACGAGGUGACAUACAAGGUCUGCCCCAUCCCUCCCAAGAACCAGAAGUUCCAGGCAGUGGAGGUGGUUCUCACCAACCUGGCACCCCACACGAAGCAUGAGACGUGGUCCGGCCAGAUCAUCGGCUCCUAG